This is a messenger RNA of Funneliformis mosseae, 399 nucleotides long. The record is from the annotation of a GenBank genome assembly. Lineage: Eukaryota; Fungi; Glomeromycota; Glomeromycetes; Glomerales; Glomeraceae.
AUGCUUAUUUCUAAGAUAUUCAUUCCUGAGAUAAAUUUUCAGGCAUGUCCUUCAGAAAUCCAUGCGAAUGAUACAGAGGUUUUUCAACUUAAAACACUUUCGUUAAAUUUCCUAAGAAACACUUCUGAAAUAACUGAUGAAUAUAUUCCAAAACUUAAUCCUUAUCACUUCUGCGAUGAAGGAAUUCUUGCCUUACCACUUCAUUCAUUCACAGAACUUAUACUAGCUUCUGGUGAAUAUCACAUGGUAUUUAAAGAUAAGGAUUUCAGGAAAAAAGACCCCCUAAGUGAUGAUACUGUAGGAAAUGAAUUGGAACUUUUGCUUGAUUUAGGAUUAAUAGACGAUGAAUUUCUUGCGAAUCAAGAGAAAAAAAUAACCAAAAUUAUUACGCAUGAUUAA